Trichoplusia ni (cabbage looper) is the source of this 1061-nucleotide messenger RNA. RefSeq lists its product as uncharacterized. The transcript is spliced from 4 exons. Lineage: Eukaryota; Metazoa; Arthropoda; Insecta; Lepidoptera; Noctuidae. The record is from RefSeq and is a predicted model, not a curated record. The coding region runs from base 183 to 740 and encodes 185 amino acids.
ACAUGUCACUUGUGGAUUAUAUGCCAUAACAGUUUGACAACGUCAUUUCCAGUAAUGCGGCUUUGCUGAGACCGGCACUUCAAAAUCUCUAAAGUCCUCAUCAGGUAUCUCCGGGCCUGAUAGACUUCUGGUGACCACUAAGGGAUUGGAUUCUUGUAGACCGUCCAGAUGCGAUCGCCUAUAUGUUCACGAUCAGCUGCUACACGUUCCACCCUCUAAUCCAGAGGUUCGUGAGGCUCUGGAGAUAUGUCCAGCUGGUGUCGGACAUCCUGACCUGCAUACUGUCCAUGAUCUGCUGCCAGUGCGUGGAUGCAAUGCCUCUUUCUACCUCCACGUCCGUCGAGAGUAAAACUUCAAUCGAAGCGCUUAAGCUCCAAGAAAAUAAACCUGAAGCUCAACUGGUAGACCCCGGUAAGUCGAGUGGUGAGCCCCUUAGAGCCCAGCAUCUGGUCAUAGAUUUCACUCCCGGCCGGGAAGACACGCCAGAGAUACAAGCAAAGUGCCAACAGUUCUGGCAGUUCACUAAGAACAAGCCAGAGCUUGGGGGCAUGAUGGUACAGCCCUCUCAAGACUCGGAUCGACGUCUUACAGAACUAUCAAGUUCAGUAAUUCAUCAGGUUCCAUAUUCAGAUCGAAAUAGAACUAACCUGCCCGCUAUACACACGAUACGAAAAAUGGACAAGAGAGGCGCUGUAAAAGCCGCUUUCAACACAGGAGAAGUUUCUAAAUAUUAUACGUGAAACUAUAUAAUUUUACACUUUUUGAAUGUUUUGUUUUGUUUAUUGAUUACAUUUUUUUUAAGAUUUUUUAUUUUUUUUUCAUAUUGACUUACAUUUUUAACCUAUGGAGGAUCAAAUAGCCUAUGCAUUUUUUACGCAGGAUUAAAAAAGAACACCCUUUAUUUAGGACUUUUAAAUCAGCGCGCCAUUUUUUGUAAUGCAGCAAAAUAAAAAUAAAAGUUUGUCCGUCACGUUAUCGUUAAAACACCAAAACAGCAACCUCCAACAAUAAAUAUUGGUAAGUGUUCAUAAUUUUUUGAAAACAGAGGUUCAUAUUUAUAU